AGGCUCUCCUUAUAGAGAAUCUCCUCUGGGUCAUUUUGAAAGCUAUGGAGGGACCCCCUUUUUCCAGGCUCAGAAGAUGUUUGUGGAUGUGCCGGACAACACCGUGAUGCUGGAUGAGAUGACCCUCCGGCACAUGGUCCAGGAUUGCACAGCUGUAAAAACGCAGUUACUGAAACUCAAGCGUCUGUUACACCAGCAUGAUGGAAGUGGAUCAUUGCAUGAUGUUCAGCUAUCAUUGCCAUCCAGUCCAGAGCCAGAAGAUGGUGAUCAGAUCUAUAAGAAUGAAGAUUUACUAGAUGAAAUAAAACAACUUAAAGAGGAAAUAAAGAAAAAAGAUGAAAAAAUCCAACUAUUAGAGCAACAGCUUGCAACCCGAUGUAACUGCCACCAGAAAUCUAAAGAGGGAAAGUGUACAUAUGCUGAUAAAUAUACCCAGACGCCCUGGAGAAGAAUUCCUCCUCAAGUACUACAGCCUUCCAGCAGCCUUCCCAGAUCUACAGACCACGCCCAGGGAAAAUUAAUAAAGUCACAACGUAUCGAGGCCCACAGUGACUGUGCAGUCCAAAGCAUGUGUCCGGGUGGUGCACAUCCAGAUGGAAGCUUUGCACAUGGCUUGCAGCAAGACAGCAGCCAUGGUUUGGAAGAGCAUCCUUUUUCGUCAAGCCCAAAGUUCCCAGUGGAUGUGGUGAGGGACACACCUUCUGAAACGAACCUGAGCAUGACUCGGAAUGCUCAAGAGCCUUAUCAUUUGGCAGAGAAAAAACCUAGUGACAUGCAGUUUGUAACUUCUCCUCCUCAGACCUCUUCCCAGUCAAGUACAGUGGACCAGACUAAGAGGGGUGGAAGAAACCAAUGUCCUCAGCCCAAGUCCUUGCAGCUUUUAAAGCCGUCCAACUUGAGUUCUUUGACACCUCCUCCAGAUUCUGACUCAUCACCAAGUAGAACUUCCACAUGUAAGAAGGCACCAGGAAUCACCCCAUGCAAUUCAAAACAUCAGCCAACAUCGAAUCAAAACAAUCUUGCAAAUCAUUCGAAUCUGAAAGCAUCUAAACUCCGUCCCCCUUCUGGCUCUUUCAAGCAAAAACAAAUAAGCAAUCCCCCAGUAGAGCCUCAAAACUUCCAGGCCAAGACAAGCAUCCCAAGGCCGUUAUCACAAUCGAAGGAACUGCAUGCUCCACACAGCAGUUUGCAUUCUGGGGAUUGUGUAGCCUCUAAUCGAUAUUCUCGUCUUCCUAAACCAAAGAUACAUUAAGUGCAUAGCCAUCACCUGCCAAUUUGUCCUUUGAAAACAGUCUGCUCUCUAAUAGCUUUAUGUGCAGCUUAUUACUAUGUUGGAGGUUCCAUUUCAGCAAAUCUUAAAAUUAAAAUGCAGAAGCUUCUACUAGUUUGGUUCUUCCAUUUUAUAUCCUGGUUGAAUUACAUACCAUUUGCACAUACUUGUCUCAGGUAAACACAAGUUUACUUAUCCAUCUCAGAGGCCUAAGUUCCUCUUCAUGCUAUCCAGCCCUCUUUCUACAUACCGGAAAAGUCAGAAUAUUCCAUUUAUCAGGCAAGAUGUGUACUUUGCUUAUUUAGUCCUGUUGUGGUAUGUAAUAACUGGUUGUUAGAAUCUGACCCCUAUGCAUAUUCCUCUUGUGAGUAUGGCUGCUAUUUUAACUAAAGAUCCAUAAUGAUGAUGGAAGGUAGUUUUCUGUAAGCAGGGUUCUGGCCAGGUUUUGUGUAUUUAUGAGGUCUAUGCAAAAGGUCCCCAAUAAGGAAAGACCAGGCUUUUAGUGGAGGAGUCUUUACCAAUUUUAUCUCUCCUUUCUAGGAUCAAUAAUCUAGUCCUCCAUUUAUCAGACAAAUUCCCAUGCUGACAGUUGUCAUUGUUCUAUGUUGCUGUUACAUCUCAUUUUACACACACAUUUACUAUUUGCUUACAUUGCUGCUGGGUAAACUUGGAGAGCUUGAGAUGCCUAUGGUAUAUCAGUUGUAACCUCUGUUGGGGCUAGAAUUUUGUACUGGCAAUUGAGUUUUCACUCUUAUUAACUUAUGGAUCCAUCGUACUACUUUCAAGUUUCCAUAACAUACAUUGAAAAUUUAAAAUUCUUUAUUAUAAUACUUGUAUUUAUUGACUUUUUCCUGAUGUCUGAAGACUGGAAUAAUGGACUUGAGAUAUUUGCACAAAAUUUUGAUGGGAUAUAAAAGAUGGUUUUAAAGCUUAUUUUCUAUAAAAAAUGAGUUAAAACAUUUUAAGAAAAAUAUAUCAAUUUAAGACUAUCAUAAUAAGUCACUUUUCUGGGUUUCUUAAGUUUCUCUUUUCUUUCGGUGGAAGGUGGAAUGACAGUUUCUUGAAAAGUAGAUUUGGAGGAAAAUUAAUUUGUAGGUAGGAAAGAAUACUUUCUUAAGAGAGAUUAUUCCAGAUGUCCUAUGGAAGGUAGCUGUGGGUUAAGAGAGAUUGCUCCAGAUGUCAUAUGGAAGGUAGCUAUGGGCCUCCAGGUAACCAGCUGUGCUCCUGGCCGCUUCUCAAGCAGUCGAGUAAAUUUAUCUCAUGUUUGCCCAAAUCAUGCCAUCUUUAGGCUGGUCAUAGCUUGUUUAAUUCACAUUAAGAUUUCUCAGAAAGAUAACAUUACAGGAUUAGUAUCUGAUAAGCUGACCAAAAAAUUUAUCAAAAGGAAUUAUGGCCAAAACAAUUAAAUGACUUUCUUUUUAAAAGUACCUAGGUCACAAAGAGAAACAUGACAUCAAAUGCAUUUGUGCAAAGUUGCAAAGUCACAUCUGCUGCCAUUUGGGAGCAGUCUUCCCUUAAAUGUCAGAACCCAUCAAGUAAAUUCGCCAUUUGGAGAUGCAGACCUUUUUCCAGUGUGGGAACAGGCGAGUAUAGUCUCACCCCACACCGUGUUAGUCGGAGGAAGCUCAGGACAUGCUGCACAUGGCUGAGGUGGGAUGGAGUCGUUGCUGCUGUGGGCAAAAGCACUUAACUCUUGAUCAUGACAGGGAGCCAGGCUGGCUACAGGUACAUGUGGGCACAUGCGGUUUCUCCUCACGGAGAAUGAAAACUAAUCGAAUCUCAUGUCUGGCACAUCAGCCACAGUCAUACUCUAGUCCCUGCAAUAGAACAUACUAAUUAAUGUGUUAGGUUUUUUUUUUUAAUUAGAGACUUGUAUAGAUUUUAUGGAAUACUUCCACAAAUUGGUUUAUCCUUGAAGGAAAGUUUGAAUUUUUAAAUUUAUUUAUAACCCUGUUGUCUGAGGGAAAUGUCUUUGGUGUCUAUUAUAUUAAAUUGUUGUGUCCAGUAAUUUCUUUAUUCUAAUAUUUGUCCCACUUUAAUUUUUUUCUCCCUGAUAAGUUUGUAGAAAUAUUUAUCUACCAGUUCACUCUCUCUAUAUCUUUGUUGGGCCUUAGUCUUGAUAGAGAAGAUAGGCAGGCUUAUCAAUAUAUUUUGUUUUCUUUGAGAUAAGAGCCUCACAUAAUGCCAGGCUGGUCUCUAACUCACUGUGUAGCCAAAGAUAAACUUGGAUUUUUGAUCUCCUGCCUCCAUCUGCAGAGUGCUGAGAUUACAGGCGUGCACCACCACACCUGGUUUUGUGUGGCACUGGAGACUGAAUCUAGGGCUCAAUGUGUGCUCGGCAGGCACUCUACCAAGUGAGCUACAUUCCCAGCCCUCGUCACUAUGCCUUUGAAGCAUGAUGUGUGCUUCAAGUCUAUCACCCAGAGAAAAUAUCUAGGAUGCAUUCACAAAUAACAUAGACUACUGGCCUGCAGUUUUCUGGAAAAGCUGCAAGAAUAUCAUUCUGUCUGCUCCUAGUAAUACUAAGCAGUCCAAAUGAGGGCCCAGCACUGCUGAAUAAGCAGACAUCACUUUCUCAGUGUGCCUCAUUCUCUUGAAUGCGUCUGAAAAGCAAUGCAACUCGAUGCCAACUGUCCUCUGCAGGAACAUAGUUUACUCACUGUUCUGUCAGUAAACACAGUGAGAGGAGGUGAAUUCUAAGUCCCAAGGGUGAGGUUGGUUAAUUUUCACAUGUAUGAAAGAGAAAAGAAUAUACAGAAUUAAUUACUUGGCUUUUUAACAGGAUGCUUGGCUGUUUUUUGAGCUAGAGUUUUGCUAUGUAGCAUUGAGUUUGUUCAAGGAAAGCUUGGUCUAAGAUGUUCAUUGGCAUAGGUACAGGUGAUUUCAAGGCAUCCGACAAAGGAUUAUAGAGUUGUAUCAUUGGAAGAUUUCUAAACACAGACUUCUCUACUUGUUACUUUUCUUCUGGGUCUUAUUUUUUAUUCAUACAGUGUUUUCAGGCACACUGACAACGGUUGGCUAUAUUUAUAUAGAUGUUAGGGAACUUACUAAGCAUUUUAGUAAGUAAAAAUUUGAAUAUGAAAGAAAAUAUCAGAUAUGCACUUUAAAUGAGCUUAAUUGCUUGCAGUCGUGCCUGAAGUAUCACGAUGCCUCCUCUGGGUGUGGCUUUGUUUAGUGAAAUGAAUUUUUCUGUAAUUGUUGCUGUUUGAAGGUAGCUGUACAGCUUUUCCGAGAACUGUAUCCCAGCAUGCCACUUUGCCCAUGAUAGCACUAAGUUUUCUUUGAAUGUCCAUCAUCCCCUUAAGUAUUUUACUCAGUGUAUCAAGACAACUUGAUCCCAGUAACUGUCACUUCCGAGGUUCUGUGCCAUAGAUGGUGUUCCAGAUGCAGGUGGCUUCCUGGUUUUACCACCAGAGUGAUCCUACCAGCUUCCUGAGUUGCACUUUGGGGUCAAAAGUACAACUUUUGUUCAGUAAGGCUGCAACAGCAUUUCCACUCUCCAGUCUCCACAGCAGCUCCCGUGUUGCUGAGCUAGCUUGGGUAGUUAGGUUUGCAUGCGUAUGCACACAUUUGAAAAUGAAGUAUAGCCGUAAUAUACACACAUGGGAUUUUCCUUGGGGUUGAUCAUCUGCUCGUUUCCUCAUUCAAUGCUUACGUUCUGUUUUCUGUUGGUCUCUCCACGGGUCCCUUUAACUUUCUGCUGCAGCAAUUUGAGAGGAUACAUUUGGACAAAUGAUUAUGAGGUCCCUAUAAUUGUGUAAUUGAUUAUAAAGAUUGUGUCUUCACCUUGUUGAGUAAAAGCUGCCCCUUUCUUCCUGGUAGAGCAUUGCCUUGAUGAGUAAUGCUGGCCUUGAGAACUUGGUCAUGACGGACUAAAACCAGAAACAGUGUCUGCAAUGUUCUCCUCCUAUUGAUUUUACAAUCCAGUUCAGAGUACAUAAUGUAUAUUAGAAUUUGCCUGUAAAAUGAAUUAUGGAAACCAGAUGUAAAAUCUCUUUCCUGAAAGUGUUGGCUUAGUAAAUAAAAAAUAAAGUUCAUAAUUAUAAAAAUGU
Molecule: messenger RNA, 5322 nt
Organism: Grammomys surdaster
Lineage: Eukaryota; Metazoa; Chordata; Mammalia; Rodentia; Muridae
Exons: 5
Biological process (GO): microtubule bundle formation
Cellular component (GO): microtubule cytoskeleton
Molecular function (GO): microtubule binding
Source: RefSeq, a predicted model, not a curated record